AUGACAGGACUGUGUAUUAAAGCGUCAGCUCUGUGUCUGCUGCUGCAGCAGCUGGUGCUCACCAUCACCGCUCAGGGUAUCGUCUACGACCUGCUGGUGUCUCCAGACUGCCUGCCGGAUUUGCUCCAAGGAAGUCUGAAGAACAAAGGUCGGAAUGAAGCCUUCCUCCUCUUGUCCUUCAGGCUCCAAAAUAAGGCCCCCACCUCGCUCUUUAGUGUGAUCAACCCCAAGGAGAACAACAAGUACCUGGAGCUUAGUGUGCAAGCCAAACUCAGCAAAGUGACUCUUCGUUACCAGAAGGCUGACGGCAGGUUCACUACCUCCAGUUUCAACCAUGCGGCUCUGGCAGACGGACGGGAGCAUCACAUCAUGCUGCACGCCAGCGGUCUUCAGCGUGGCUCCCCUCGUCUCAACGUCUACGUCGACUGUAGACUGGCUCACACUUUGAACGAUCUGCCGGCUGCGUUUGGGUCACUCCCGCCUGGACCCAACAAGGUGGCCCUGAGGACCCUGCAGUCGAGUAGACAGGAUGAACUGACAGACCUGAAGCUGGUCAUCGAGGACACCAUAGACAACGUGGCCACUCUGCAGGACUGCAGUGUUGAACCUGCUGAGUCUCUGCACCUGCUGGAUAUCCAGGGAGGCAGGGUGGUGCAGGAUCAGAGCACCAUGCAGGAGCUGAAGAGCAUGAUGGCUGAGAUGAAGGAGCUGCUCAACCAGCAGAUUAAGGAAACAAAUUUUCUAAGGAACACCAUAGCAGAGUGUCUGGCCUGUGAUGCACCCACCGGACUUGGAGGUAAACCCACCAACCCAAAUCCAGCUCCAAGUCCUGAUCAGAUUAUCUUUCAGCCUCAGCAUCAGACUCAGUGCCCAGCAGGGACCUGCUUCAGACAGAACAUGUGCAUCCCUUCAGAGUCAGGGGGUUUCACAUGCGCCCCCUGUCCUCAUGGAUUCACAGGGGAUGGGGUUCACUGUGACGAUGUCGACGAGUGCAAGUUUAACCCGUGUUUUCCUGGUGUCCGGUGUGAAAACACUGCUCCUGGUUUUCUCUGUGAGAGAUGCCCUCUGGGAUACACAGGACCAGAGAUAACUGGUGUCGGAGUGUCUUAUGCUAAAUCACACAAACAGGUGUGUCUAGAUUUGGACGAGUGUGUGGGCCCACCUGAGAAUGGAGGCUGCACAGCUAACUCUCACUGCUACAACACUGUUGGUUCGUUCAGAUGUGGAGAGUGUAAGACCGGCUUCACAGGUGACCAGGUAGGAGGUUGCCACGGCACCAGGCUUUGCCCUAAUGGGCAGCCCAACCCCUGUGACAUCAAUGGUGUAUGCAUCGUGGAACGAGACGGCAGCAUUAGCUGUGUGUGUGGCAUUGGUUGGGCUGGCAAUGGUUAUGUCUGUGGGAAGGACACAGAUAUUGAUGCAUAUCCUGACAAUAACCUCCAGUGCACAGACAACAUCUGUAACAAGGACAACUGUGUGUUGGUGCCAAACUCUGGCCAAGAGGAUGCAGAUGGGGAUGGGAUGGGUGACAUCUGUGACAAUGAUGCAGACAAUGACGGCAUUAUUAACGAAGAUGAUAACUGCUGGAUCGUCCCAAAUGUUGACCAAAAGAACAGUGAUAAGGAUCUCCAUGGUGACGCCUGUGACAACUGCAGGACGAUGGAUAACCCCUCACAGAGGGAUACAGACCAAGAUGGUCUGGGAGAUGAAUGUGAUGAUGACAUGGAUGGAGAUGGUCUGAAAAAUGUCCUUGACAACUGCCAGCAAGUCCCCAACGCAGACCAGAGGGACAGGGAUAAUGAUGGCGUUGGGGACGCCUGUGACAGCUGUCCUGAUCUGGCCAACCCCAACCAGUCUGACUCAGAUAAUGAUCUCGUAGGAGAUACUUGUGACGACAACAUAGACAGUGACGGUGACGGCCACCAGAACACAAAGGACAACUGUCCCACUGUCAUCAACUCGUCUCAGCUGGACACUGACAAGGAUGGAAUGGGAGAUGAAUGUGACAGCGAUGAUGAUAAUGACGGCAUACCUGAUGAUGAUGACAACUGUAGACUGGUCGCCAACCCAGACCAAAAGGACUCAGACAUGGACAAAGUUGGAGACGCGUGCGAAGGGGACUUUGACAAAGACAACGUGAUAGAUAGGAUUGACCACUGCCCGGAGAAUGCUGAGGUCACACUGACUGACUUCAGAGCCUACCAGACCGUGGUGCUGGACCCAGAGGGAGAGUCACAGAUAGACCCCAACUGGGUGGUACUCAACCAGGGUAUGGAGAUAGUUCAGACCAUGAACUCUGAUCCUGGCCUUGCUGUAGGCUAUAAAGCCUUCAGUGGUGUUGACUUUGAAGGAACGUUCCACGUGAACACAGUGACAGACGAUGAUUAUGCUGGCUUCAUUUUCGGCUACCAGGACUCGUCCUCCUUCUACGUGGUGAUGUGGAAACAGACUGAGCAAACCUACUGGCAGGCUGCGCCCUUCAGAGCUGUUGCAGAGCCAGGGAUACAACUCAAGGUUGUGAAGUCAAAGACAGGUCCUGGGGAGUACAUGAGGAACUCCCUCUGGCACACAGGAAACACCACCAACCAGGUGCAUCUCCUGUGGAAAGACCCCAGGAACGUCGGCUGGAAGGACAAGGUGUCCUACCGUUGGUUCCUCCAGCACAGACCACAGGUUGGAUACAUCAGGGCUCGCUUUUAUGAGGGCUCAAACCUGGUGGCGGACACAGGCGUUAUUAUUGAUACCAGCAUGAGAGGCGGGAGGUUGGGCGUGUUCUGCUUCUCUCAGGAGAACAUCAUCUGGUCCAACCUGAAGUACCGCUGCAACGACACCAUUCCUGCUGAUUUUGAGGAUCUGCCAAGAACAGAGUGA
Molecule: messenger RNA, 2871 nt
Organism: Nematolebias whitei (Rio pearlfish)
Lineage: Eukaryota; Metazoa; Chordata; Actinopteri; Cyprinodontiformes; Rivulidae
Gene: thbs4a
Product: thrombospondin 4a
Exons: 23
Coding region: 1-2871 (956 amino acids)
Biological process (GO): cell adhesion
Cellular component (GO): extracellular region
Molecular function (GO): calcium ion binding
Source: RefSeq, a predicted model, not a curated record